This is a messenger RNA of Solanum lycopersicum (tomato), 558 nucleotides long. RefSeq names its product temperature-induced lipocalin' (gene TIL'). The record is from RefSeq and is marked provisional. Lineage: Eukaryota; Viridiplantae; Streptophyta; Magnoliopsida; Solanales; Solanaceae. Gene Ontology annotation, cellular component: cytoplasm. Gene Ontology annotation, biological process: response to reactive oxygen species; lipid metabolic process.
AUGACCACAAAAGAGAUGGAAGUAGUGAAGAAUUUGGAUGUUGAAAAAUACAUGGGAAGAUGGUAUGAAAUUGCCUCAUUUCCAUCAAGAAAUCAACCAAAAGAUGGUGUAAACACAAGAGCCACUUACACUUUAAACCAAGAUGGAACAGUACAUGUGUUAAAUGAAACAUGGAGUGGUGGUAAAAGAGGUUCAAUUGAAGGGACUGCCUAUAAAGCUGAUCCAAAAAGUGAUGAAGCAAAACUUAAAGUGAAAUUUUAUAUCCCACCUUUCUUGCCAAUUAUUCCUAUUGUUGGUGAUUAUUGGGUUUUAUAUAUUGAUGAUGAUUAUCAAUAUGCUUUGAUUGGUCAGCCUAGUAAGAAAUAUCUUUGGAUAUUAUGUAGGCAACCACAUCUUGAUGAAGAAAUAUACAACCAACUUGUUGAGAAGGCAAAAGAAGUAGGAUAUGAUGUGAGCAAACUUCACAAGACACCUCAAGCUGAUCCUCCACCAGAUGGUGAAGAUGCCCCAAAGGACACUAAAGGAUUUUGGUGGAUCAAAUCAAUAUUGGGAAAAUAG